Molecule: messenger RNA, 2678 nt
Organism: Ricinus communis (castor bean)
Lineage: Eukaryota; Viridiplantae; Streptophyta; Magnoliopsida; Malpighiales; Euphorbiaceae
Exons: 3
Coding region: 1473-2447 (324 amino acids)
Source: RefSeq, a predicted model, not a curated record
AUCUAAUCAGCUUCUUCCUCAAUAUACACCCGCUUCACCAUUUUUGCCGGUCGCCGGAGCUCCGGUGGAGAUUUCUGAAACUUUCAGGUACUUUGUAAAUGGGCUUUUUCUCCUUGAAUGCUCACACAUUUUAAACUUUUCAUACUCUGUUUGGUUGCUCAGAAAAUGAGGGAAAGAAAUGGAAAAAUCUUGAAAAAGAAACUGAGUUCAUGUAGUGUAGUACCUCUAACUCUUUCACAUGCAAGAAAACUACUAGGAAAUGUAUUAUUUUAGCUCAAACACUCAAAAAUUUAUACUUGCUUAUAACAUUGUAUCACUUUUUCUUUUUCUUUUUCUUUUUCUUUAGCAUCUGCAUUAUUUGGUAUUAUUAACAGCUAAUAUUAGUACUAUUUGAUCUUUUUUAGAGUUAUGAGAACUUAGCAUAUAUAAUGAAACUGGAAAAAUCAUGAUGAUAAUGUGAUGAUCAAUUUAACAAUGAAUGUGAGAGAGAGAUGUAAAAACCUCAGCUUGGGGUUAUGUUUUGUUAUAGAAACAAUUCUUUUAUUGGCUUGUUAUUAAUUUUCAGAAUGAAAUAGGAAUAAUGUGAGUCCAUUUGAAGUUGGUUUGUUGAUAUUUCAAUUACACUCACAGGCUAUUAAGUAUAAAGCAGUUGCGAUGUGGAGUUAAGAAUUUUUUUUUCUUUUUUGAUUGGUAAGUGUUGAAUUUGGUAAUAUAUUCUUAUAUGUUCAAAUGGAUAUCAUCUGAGGCUGUGUUUAACAGUUUCAUUUAGUGGUUUCUUGUGUUUGAGGUUGGUGUUAAAGGAAUCAUUUUGGUGUGCUAAUAUUUUGAUUAAACUGUUCAUCUUUUUUUUUCUUUCCCAGAUGUUAAUUCAAACAGACAAUAGCUGGGAUUCUAAAAAACUGGUAUAUUUAACUUUGAUGACAACAGCUAUCAUUCUACACUAAUCUAACAACUUGAAGUUUAUAAUGUACUUGAGGAGACGAGCUAAAUGAAGUGUAUGAAGAUGUGAUGUAUCUUCCUGAUAGAAAAGGAAUGUUAUAACCAAUUUCCCAGCUUUAUGUGAAAAUUAAUUAGCUAGACUACUCUUUGUCAGGUCAGAUAUUCUAUUGUUUUAACCUACUAGCUGAAAAGCUUUAGUCUUACUGGUAAAGAAUUGAGGGGCGGAAAAAAGAGAUCUUAUAGUAAGAAUGUAAGCAAAGAAAGUGGAGAAGGUAAGGGGGUUUAGCAAGGGAAGUGAAAUGAUAAGAAACGUGUAGUCUAUGAGGUAAGAACAUGUGCACACCUAUUAUCUAGUCUGAUCUGAAUUAUAAGUGAUGUGCAAACUAUCUUCACUUAUUCAUCAAACUUGUUACGGAGAAAGGGAGUGGGUCAAAUGAAUCAUGUGCAUCAACUGAAAAGUCAUAGAUACUGCUAUGAUGGGGAAUCAUUCCAUGCACUCUACAAAUUCAGAAGUAGAGAUAUUUAUGUAAAGGAUGUCUGCUGCACAAGAUGGAAUCUUAGGGCGACCCAAGGCAGAAUGGACUCCAACUCGUGAUGCUUAUCUGGUUGAGCUUUUCAUUGAGCAGCAUAACUGUGGAAGAACUGCUUACAAUGAGUUUAAGAACGAAGUGAUUAAAUCUGUUACCCGUGAUUUUAACAAAAACUUUGGCAUGAAUUUAGAAGAAAACCAGAUUAAAAAUCGUUACAAUGUGAUGAAAAAAGAUUAUGGUGUUGUUAAAACCCUGCUUAGUCAUUCUGGAUUUCGCUGGGAUGAAACACGGCAAAUGGUCGUGGCUGAUGAUAAAGUUUGGGAUAGCUACAUUGCGGUGCGAACUGAAGCAAGACCUUUCAGGCGAAAGAGCUUUCCCCUGUACAAGCAGAUGUCCGUGAUAUUUGAAGGUAAUCUUGCUUCAAAAUUUCCUGUCCUUUCUGAGUUAUAUUGUUCAAAUCUUCUAGCAUUUAGUAACAUGCCUGGUCCAGGAGAAAGAGUUACUUUGAAAUUUCUUGUUCCGAGUGGAGUGCCUGUCGAAACUGAAGAAGGAAACAGCAAUACAGAAACAGUGCGAUCUUCGGAUCCCAUGAAUCUGCCUACACAAGUGGUUGAAGGCACUCUUGAUUCUGAUUCAAUAAUCCGAAUAAAUGACAUGCAACCUAGAAAGCGCAAAUCUGUCGCUGCAUCAGCAUCAGGCCGCAAAAGAAGAUCAGGGGAAAAUAUUGGAGAGACAUUAGAAAAUGCUUUAUAUGAGAUGUUCACGGCAGCAACACUAAGAGCUGUACAAAGAAAUGUGUUGAAUGAGAAAAGUAUAUAUCAGAAGUGCCUAGAGGAGUUGCAGAAAUUGGAAGAACUAGACGAAACCGAGUUCACCAAGGCUGUUAAUGUUCUCAAAGAUGAUAAGAAUGCAAUCGCGUUCAUGACAAUCAGAGGGCCUCGACGUUUGAUGUGGCUGAGGUCUCUAUGGCAAGCCUAGUAGCAACCUUAUGAAAUCAACUCAUCUGCUAAUCUUAGGAACACGGCUUAGAUAGAUAUAAAAUACUAGAGUGUUGGAGUUUGUAUUGUUUUACUAUUGUCAUUUUGCAAUGUAUCGGACCUCAUUAUGCAGAAAAGUUUGUAACUUUGUGCCUUGAAUAUGGAGAGUUGGUUAUUUAUAUAAAAUUCAAUCGACAGAUUAUUUACUGUCAUCUGUAAAAUUAUUUGAACA